Molecule: messenger RNA, 2120 nt
Organism: Effrenium voratum
Lineage: Eukaryota; Dinophyceae; Suessiales; Symbiodiniaceae
Source: the annotation of a GenBank genome assembly
GCGGGGUCCCAAUCUGAGACAAACCGGUAGAGUGGAGGACAAUGCACAACGCAGGGACACAUGCAAAUUGCAUGUUGGUAUCAGUGUCAAGGUCUCACCCGGUUGCAUCUGACCGUGCCAACACGUGUCAGUCGCAGCUGAGAGCAUUCGCCCGUUUUUGCUUUUUACCGGGCGGUGUUUUGUGCAAAGUGUGAUGACGGGCGGGACAUAUCGAGACGCGUGUCAAUGUACAUAGCCGAGGCCGUGUCGCUUCUCGCCGGAGUGAAUAUGGGAGCAAUGCAGGUUCUCCAAUGCCUGCCACAUCCGCAAUGAUUCAAGCGAGCAUGACAAGGAAGUGCAACUCUGCCGGCCGAAGUCAACGAACCAACUUGGUAGUUCGUUUGGUCCUGCCCUUGCUCCGGGAUCCUCAUAGCCACGAAGAGAAUGCGCAACGACUCGCGGCAACGGGAGGUCAAAUUGACACGUGUGGCAGCUGCCGCUGCCGCGAGCAGCGUGUUUGCAGGUGCUUUGACCUGGGCAGCUCCGGUGUCCGCACCACGAGGUUUGACUUCAUCCAACAGCCCGGCUUUGCAUGAGAGUGCACCCUCCGAAGGAGCUGGUGCACAGCUUGGGUCUUGGACCACCAGGCUGUUGGCCUUGUCCGGGAGUGCCGCAAUCUUGGCGGGAGGCAGAAGCGCUCGAUCACGCCAGGGAGCCAGACCACUGGCCUCCACAGGCACAGCGCUGAGGGACCCCACCAGCACCAGGACAGAUGUGCUAUCAAGUCUUGGCGACAUGACCAAGCUGGAGGAUGGGGUUGGCGCCAACCCCGCAACCUCCUGGCCAUCGGGCAAGCCUGCCUACACCACCGAGUACCCGGAGGAAUACGACCUCUCCGACCCCAAAGGAUCCUUCGAGAAGGUCGGCCGCAUGGUGCUGCAGGAAAUGGUGGGAGAGCUGCCUGGACUCUACGAGCUGCCCUCCAAGGAGGCCUCCUGGGUCGAGAGAUCUUUGGAGUACAACACGCAGGGUGGCAAGAUGAAUCGGGGGCUGAUCGUCGUGGAGACUGGGGUUGCCCUGAUGAAGCAUCAGGGCCGGGAGCCCAGCAACGCUGAUCUGAACCGGCUUGCGGUGCUCGGCUGGGCCGUGGAGUACUUGCAGGCAUGCAUGCUCAUGGCCGACGACAUGAUGGACGGAUCUCUGACUCGCCGUGGCAAUCCAUGCUGGUAUAAGUUGCCAGACGUGGGAAUGCUCAAUACCAACGACUUUCUGAUGGUGGAGAUGUAUGUCUACAAGAUUGUCAAGCGACACUUUGGUCAGGACAGAAUCUUCCCUUGGCUGAUCGAUCUUCUCCUGGAGACAACCUUCCAGACCGAAUGUGGGCAGUUGCUGGAUUCUAUCUGCGCCAAUUGCGAGCUGGAGGAGCUCACCACCGAGCGCUGGGAGCUGAUAGUGAAAUACAAGACUGCCUUCUACUCCUUCUACCUGCCGGUUGCUCUCGCCAUGCUGGUCACUGGCGUCCGGGACAAGGCAGCCUUCGACACUGCAAGAGAAGUACUGCUGGAGAUGGGAAUCUACUUCCAGGCCCAAGACGACUUCUUAGAUGCCUUCGCCAGCCCGGAGGAGCUCGGCAAGGUGGGAACCGACAUCCAGGACAAGAAGUGCAGCUGGCUCUUCGCGCACGCCUAUCACGAAAAGAGCACACCAGAGGCAAAGGCCUACCUUGACAAGCACUAUGGAAAGUGCGAGGUUGGCAGCGAAGAGGAGAAAAGGAUCAAGAAGAUCUACACCGAGCUUGGCCUGAAGGAGCUAUUCAAAAGCUAUGAGGCGCAGGUGCAGUCGGAUAUGCAGGAUUUCAAGGCAAAGGUCAAAGAUGCAGACCUCCCUUGGUCAGUUUUCGAAAUGUUUUUUGGAAUGAUCCACAAGCGCAAGAAGUGAGCAUGACCUGCUGGUCACAGUUAAUGGCUUGAGAGACGACCUGUUUUGGUUCCGUCUCUUUGGGUUCUGGUUUUCAUGUGGCUGUCUUUGCAUUUGAAGGCGCUAGGCCUUUCGCGUUUUCGUUGAAGGCCCGUGCGGCGGUCCGCUCAGAAGCUCGAGCUUCAACUGUUAGCAGCUCGUGGAUCGCAGUAUGCGAGCAUUUC